Molecule: messenger RNA, 1108 nt
Organism: Myripristis murdjan (pinecone soldierfish)
Lineage: Eukaryota; Metazoa; Chordata; Actinopteri; Holocentriformes; Holocentridae
Product: immunoglobulin kappa light chain-like
Exons: 3
Coding region: 95-958 (287 amino acids)
Source: RefSeq, a predicted model, not a curated record
UCUUUUGUGGUCACCAAUUGUCUUCUUUAGGGCCACAAAAAAAUUAUCCAUGUGGAUUAGCCUUAAUACCGUCAAUAGCAAAACUGAACUGUGAAUGAUUUGGUGGUUAUGGGUGUCAUGUUUUAUGGACACAAAUUGUCUUUCAGGAUCCAGAGGGCAGUACACUGUGACUCAGACUCCUACAAAAACUACAGUCACAGCAGGACAGAUCGUGACGCUCAACUGUAAAACUAGUGCUAAUGUGGAUGGUGACUGUAGUUCAUCACGUAACCAGCAGUGCCAAGCCUGGUACCUCCAGAAACCUGAGAACACACCUAAAGCUCUCACUGGUGUAGGAAACAGCCGCUUGUCAGGAACUCCAUCUCGGUUCAGUGCCGCUGGAUCUGGCAGAGACUUCACCCUGACCAUCACAGGAGUCCAGGCUGAAGAUGCAGGAGUUUACCACUGCUGGACUGAUAGCUGUGUUCAUGGCUGUGCAAUCACACACGAUGAGUUGUCUAUUCAGUUCAGUUUGCGGCGGCUGAACAGACGGCAAGGUCGUCCAUGCGGAACGGAGGUUUUUGUACGACGGUUUAACCAGGCUGCAUCACUGUGGUACACUUUCGGUGGCGGCACCAAACUCAUCGUCAAAACCGGCGUCUCGGUGCCGCCGUCGCUCGCUCUCCUCCCGCCAUCGGCUAAGCAGCUGAAGGACGAGUCCACGGCCACGCUGGUGUGCCUGCUGAGCGGCUACUCGCCACAGGGGGCGACAGUGAGCUGGACGGUGGACGGCAGGGCGGUGACAAACGGCGUCGUGACCGGAGAAGAGGUGGAGAAGGACGGCGGGAAGUCGGCCCGCAGCAGCACGUUGACCCUGAGCAAGGCACUGUGGGAGCAGGGCGAGCUGUACUCGUGCAAGGCGUCGCACGACGGCAGGGAGACGGCGGCCGAGCUCAGGAGAACCGAGUGCCGUGUGUGACCUGACGCCCGGCCCAGAACGCCGCAUGCCCGCUUCUUGUCAUGCCUCGUUUCUAAAACACUUUAUUCUGAAAUUCUGUUCGCUUCAUUUCCUGAUGCUUUAGUGCCCGUCUGUUGUUCUGAUGGAAAUAAAAAAUAAUAUUCUGUUGAU